This is a messenger RNA of Torulaspora globosa, 321 nucleotides long. It is a transcript of the gene RTC3, whose product is annotated as Rtc3p. NCBI's taxonomy places the organism in Eukaryota, Fungi, Ascomycota, Saccharomycetes, Saccharomycetales, Saccharomycetaceae. The coding region runs from base 1 to 321 and encodes 106 amino acids. The record is from RefSeq and is a predicted model, not a curated record. The transcript has a single exon.
AUGUCGAGUGCUGUUAAAUAUUUUUACAAGGGCAAAGAAACUGAUUUGAUCGUUUUUGUCACGUCUGUGGAUGAAGUUAAGGAAUAUCUGAAGGAUCCUAGUAUUGGAAAGCUUUCUGAAGUUGUUGAAGUGUUCCAGGUUUUCACCAACAAUGCGGGCGAAGGUGCUGAAGGCGAACUAGGCGAAGCCUCCAAAUCGCAACUAGCCAAUGAGUUUGGAAAGGAUAAGAAAGUCGAAGAAAUCAUCGAUAUUAUCCUGAAAAACGGAGAGCCAAACGCCAAAGUGGAUACCAUUGAGGAUCGCAGGGACUUCAUUGUGUAA